CGGCCUACUAUAGUCACCUCUGCUAUUUCUUCACCCGUUCACCCCCGUUCAUCCGGCCUCCGUUAAAUCUCUCUCCCUCCCGGCGACGACUGGGCGACAGCCGCUGCCGCUCUACCCCAGCUCUACGUCGGACCCUUCGCCGGCGACGAGCACCCGCCAGAUGGCGAGCACGGGGCGGUCGAUGCUGCUGUCCCUGCUGCUCUUCGCAGUGACGCUGUCGCUGCUGGAGAUGUACAGAGCCAAGUUCGCCUCGUCGGAGCUCAUGACCAUCGCCGGUGGAUUCGUCUGCUCCCUUCUCUUCCUGCUACUCCUCACCUUUAUUGGAAACUACCAAGAAGCUAGUGGAGAUAGAACUGGGUGGGGUGCAGUUGUUGUAGCACAACUUGUAGCUCUUAUUGUAGCUGGCACUGUCCACCGUGUCUGUAUCACAACAUGCUUCCUGUUUUCCGCUGGACUCCUUUACGAGGUUGACAAGCUCUCUGGCAUGAUACUUGCGAGGAGCGAGUCUAAGGUGAGGCGGCACUGAGCACAGAAGCAGCACAGAAGAGAUGAUUCAUGUACGAUGACAUAUUUUGUAUGUCAAACUGAAGUGCUAGUUCGCGCUCACCAUCGGAGUUGAACUCAUCAGGCCUUUUUCUGCUAGGCGUAUAGGGGCCCUGGAUUCUGGAUACUGGUGCGUUGGCACCGAGGUCACAUUCUGAUGUUUGUCUAAUCAAUUGACUAGGUAAUUUACCAUCUUUUACCGGUUUCGCGAUGUCAUUUUCCUUUCGCCAUACUCGCGGUGCGUUGGAUCUAUCCGUGCGUAAUGGUUUGGCCA
This is a messenger RNA of Sorghum bicolor (sorghum), 817 nucleotides long. Its product is annotated as protein KRTCAP2 homolog. Bases 161 to 526 code for a protein of 121 amino acids. NCBI's taxonomy places the organism in Eukaryota, Viridiplantae, Streptophyta, Magnoliopsida, Poales, Poaceae. The transcript is spliced from 5 exons. The record is from RefSeq and is a predicted model, not a curated record.